Callorhinchus milii (elephant shark) is the source of this 1861-nucleotide messenger RNA. It is a transcript of the gene trmt5, whose product is annotated as tRNA methyltransferase 5. The coding region runs from base 40 to 1533 and encodes 497 amino acids. Gene Ontology annotation, cellular component: cytoplasm; mitochondrial matrix. Gene Ontology annotation, biological process: tRNA N1-guanine methylation; mitochondrial tRNA methylation. NCBI's taxonomy places the organism in Eukaryota, Metazoa, Chordata, Chondrichthyes, Chimaeriformes, Callorhinchidae. The record is from RefSeq and is a predicted model, not a curated record. The transcript is spliced from 5 exons.
UCGCCGCCCCCUCCCUCCCCCCCGCUGGAAGCCGCCGCUAUGAGGAUUUUUGUCUCCCUCACUAAGAUUUGGAGAAAUAUUGGGUUAAGUGCUUCUGCUAAGAAAUUGACAACUGGGCAGCACCUUCAAAGCUUAACUGGGCAGUCUAGCUACUUGUCCAUAUUGUGCAUUUCCAGCGAUCAUAUCACUGAACUGAUUACAAUGCCAGCACAUAAACCUGAAGAGGACACGGACCUUUACGCAGCGCCAGCUACAGUACGUGGCAUGACUCAACUGAACAAGAAUUCAUUUAGGAAAAAAUUGACUCUUCCAGCGCUCAAGGUGAAAACAGAUGAAAUAAACAAAGUCAUGAAGUCUCUUAAAAAUGUAGCCUUAAAGAGACCUGGGUUAAAGCGUGUAGUUGACCUUGGAGAUGAAGCCUAUAAGCUUAUUUUAUUGGACCCAUUCAAAAUAUCAAGCUCAGAUUCUUUUGAUGCUUCACAGAAGAUGAUUUUAAAGAAUUACAAUAUUGACGCUCAGAUCCAUAGAUACGACUUAACAAUGACAUAUGAAAAUUUCAAGUCCGAAGAAAUUCUAAAGGCAGUUUUACCUGAAGGGCAGGAUGUAACCUCUGGAUUUAGCAGAGUUGGGCAUAUAGUUCAUAUGAAUCUUCGAGACCAUCAACUUCCGUACAAGUAUCUGAUUGGACAGGUGAUAAUGGAUAAGAAUCCUGGAAUAACAUCCGUGGUUAAUAAAACCAGUAUGAUUGACAAUGCUUACCGUAACUUUCAGAUGGAAGUACUAGCUGGGGAAGACAAUAUGAUAGCAAAGGUCAAAGAAAAUAACAUUACCUAUGAAUUUGAUUUUUCUAAAGUCUAUUGGAAUCCCAGGCUGGGUACAGAACACGACCGAAUAGUUAAUCUCCUAAAACCUGGAGACGUGGUGUAUGAUGUGUUUGCUGGAGUUGGACCUUUUGCUAUUCCAGCAGCAAAGAAAAAAUGCAAAGUCAUUGCCAAUGAUCUGAACCCAGACUCUUACAAGUGGCUGGUGCACAACUGCAAGGUGAACAAAAUCGACAAAAAUGUAGAGAUUUUCAACCUGGAUGGUAGGGAAUUUAUCUUGGGACCACUUAAAGAUAAUUUGGUGAAACAGUAUGAAGUGCUUUCAUCCAAGGACACAACCUCCAUUCAUGUUAUUAUGAACUUGCCCGGUAUGGCUGUCGAGUUCUUGGAUGCUUUCAGACGACUGCUGAAGGACCAAAACCCAGUGAACAUCUUACCCACGGUCCAUUGCUAUAGUUUUUCCAAGUCUGACAAACCUGCCUUGGACAUUCAGCAAAGAGCAGAGAAUUUCUUAGGAGCUUCGUUAGAGGGUCACUGCUCCAUUCAUCUGGUUCGGAAUGUAUCCCCAAAUAAGGAAAUGAUGUGUAUAAGUUUUAAGAUUCCUGCUGAGGUGCUGUACAAUGAUUGUCCAGCAAUGGAAGACAGUGCUGAAGAACCAGCUCCAAAGCGUCUACGGCUAGAUGAGAUUAGUGCCUCCACAGGACCACAGUGACUUGUGAUAAAUGAGCAGUGUCAUUUUUAGCCGCUAAGAAACAAAAUACACUGCAAUUUAAUUACCAGCCAGUAAAACGAAUCUCGGAAUGUUUGCAUCAUUUCCUGGAAUCCAUUCUCCUGGUCAUGAUUUGCUUCUAUAAACAGCCAGUGAUUUGUUAUAAUGGGUAAUGAAACCCUCUCAAGGGCUCACUUUUCUUGCUCACUAGGAUAGUUUUUCCACUGUGAAUAUUGAAUUCUAUCAUGUUAAUAAGUAACUAAUGGUAAAUCCUGACUCCAGCAACAUGCAUUACAAGGACAAAUAAAAAAUCUCAUUUUUAAAACAAAAA